Molecule: messenger RNA, 2109 nt
Organism: Aspergillus tanneri
Lineage: Eukaryota; Fungi; Ascomycota; Eurotiomycetes; Eurotiales; Aspergillaceae
Exons: 1
Coding region: 1-2109 (702 amino acids)
Biological process (GO): chromatin remodeling
Cellular component (GO): Swr1 complex
Molecular function (GO): ATP-dependent H2AZ histone chaperone activity
Source: RefSeq, a predicted model, not a curated record
AUGGACGGACCUCCACCGCCGCCGCCUCCUCACGGGGAGAAACCCAGCACCACCCAAGGCGAAUAUCGGAAGUCGUCAGACCUCCCCCCCGGAAACUACGAUAUCUUCAUCAUCCCGCCCCAUUCCUCGGGUUCCGGGUUCCUCUACCUGCCCUCUUUGCAAUGUCAUCGCAACAGCUUUAUCGCCGGUUCGGUAUGCACACUGUUCGUGGUUUUGCUCUGGAUUACACUUGCCCCUCUCGUGAAGACCUGGUACGCCGCUACAAUUGCAAGUGGAAGCGGAACUGGCAUGGCUGUUCUCGCCAUUGGGGUCGGUAUUGCGGGAUGGGCGUUUGGGGUGUCCCAGGCGGACACGGGUGGCUCUCAGCAAGGCAGCCGUCCGGGACCUGGGGGUUUUGGAUCUGGUGGAUUUGGGACUGGAGGUGCUGGCGCCGGUGCGAGAUCCCAUCAGUCGUCCGGUGCCGGGACAGGCUACUCGAGAGGCGCGAAUUUUGGAGGCCAGUCCGAAGGACAACAGGGCAACUUUGGUGGAAACUUCGGCGGUCCUCCUCCUGGGAACCAGUACGCAGGGAACCAGUAUGGUGCCGGUGCUCCUCCCCCUCAUCCUCAACCUGACGCUGGUUCCGGACCAACCGACGGCGGUUCCGCUUCGAAUAAAAAUGAAAGCAAACCCCAAACUGGGCCGGACUGGGAGAAGGCCCGCGAAGAGACCAGGCGAAAGGAGGAGCUGCGUCGCAAGAUGCAGGAGUUCAAGCGGAAACGGGAGGCAGAAGCGCGAGAAAAGCAAAAACAACGGGAGCGUGAGGCAAUGGAGCGAGAACUGCGAGAGCGCCGAGAACAGCUGGAGAAAGAGAUGGCUGCCGCCCGGGAACAGGCUGCGAAUGAAGCACGAGAACAAGCCGCGAGAGCAGCCGCGGAAGCGCGAGCGAAGGCCGAGCGUGAGGCCGCUGAGGCGAAAGCGAGAAAGGAGCGAGCUGAACGAGAAGCCAGGGAAAAGGCUGAGCGGGAGGCCGCUGAGGCCAAAUCGAAAGCCGAGCGCGAGGCUGCAGAGGCAAAGGCCAAGGCAGAGAAAGAGGCCGCUGAGAAAGAGGCUGCAGCCAAAGCUGCGGCGAAGAAGGAAGCCGAUGCCAAGUUUGCAGCCCUCAAGGAGGCGGCCGCAAAGAAAUAUGCCGAGAAGAAGGCCAAAGACGCCCAGGAGGCGGCGGCCAAGGAAGCUGCGGCCGCGAAGGAGACAGCAUCCAAGGCGUCCAGCCAGAAAUCCGCCGGAGCGGGUUGGACUCCAUCACCCAAGAAGCCGCCCUUCCCCAAUGCGCGGACGGCCACUGCCACCAUGGCCCCCGAAGACGAUGCCUAUUCCUUUCGGCCCUACGACCGGCCCCGACGACCGUAUGCUGCUACGUCUAAAUCAUCCGUAUAUUCUGAGUCGUCCUAUGCUCCCUCUCAAUCGACCGCCCGAACCUCGCCCCCACCAUCCCAGCGAGGCCCAUAUUCCACCAAGGAUCCCGAUAAGAUCGUCAUCCGUGGCGUGUUCGCCUUUAACAACGCCUUUCCUCGUACUCCCGUGACGCAGUUGGUGUCAGGUCAGGGGAUGGUGACGGAUGGGUUGGUCCUCCGCAUCACCACGGAGGGACUCUUCAUUGACGACGACGUGCGAGGAGUACCUCAGCGGGAGUGGGAUGUCAAGGCGUGGACGAUGAAAUUGGCUGAGGUGUGGUGCCCCCAGUACCAGUCCCAAAAAAAGGAGCCGCCCAAACCCAGCAAUCUGUUCUUCCGUCGAGGCACGGGGGAGCCCACGGCGGAGGAGUCGGAUGCGUACCUGAAUAGUCUACUGAAGGUGUGCAAGAACACCUGCCGACUGGCCUCUCCCGCGUGUUUUAGUCGCAACGGCAGUGCCGUGGACAGUGAGACGCAAGGGCUGCAUGUGUUACGGGCCAGCAUCCGCGACCAGGAAGGGCGACGUUAUGUGUUCGUGCUGCCGGAAACCGAGGGAUGGAAGGUAGGCAUUGGCCUGCAGCGACUCCGGGGAGGCACGCAGGUGCGAGCGUUGGGGGUGACCAACAUGGCGGCCAACGAGAGCCGAACUAUCCUUGGACAUCUAAGCUUUGCAUGA